CUCUUCGCCGUGAAUUUCCACCGGAAUUCGACGGAUACCUGAUUAAUCACAGCUGCGACGGCGACAAAAUGGAGAUUAUGGAUCACGGGAUAGAGCCAGCCUAGAUCUCUUGUUAAGAGAAUUAUGACCCUUGAAGUUAUCUUCCAACCAGCUUUCUUGUGAUUUGAGAGAGAAAACAAAUCUGAUUUUCAUGAAAUCCAAAACAAAGCUCCAAUGUCGGAGCUGCUUCCUCCUCCCCCUCCUCCUCCAAGGAGGGACUCUGGAUUCGGUGAUCCCGCAUUGGCUUUCCCUGAGUUUGCUGCAAAGCGAUGUGGCCUCGAAAAAGUUGUAGAGGAAGAUGGAGAAGGGGAAGAUAGCAGCUAUGGCAAAGGGUCUUUUGAUCUGAGUUCGAGAUUCUCAAGCCCUUGUAUCUCUCGAAGCGGAUUUGAUGAUGUCGAAAAUCCUAGAAAGGCUUCGUCUUUAAAGCUGCCUCCUUCUGGAAUGAGGGAGUCCCCGUUGAAACUCUCUGGUUUCCGAGAGGAGGAAGAGGCUGACCGGAGUAGAAACUCGGGUUCCUUUGUGGAUCAUAUUGGUCGGGAGGACAAGAGGAUAUGCCCGGCUGGAUGCUUCAAAAAAUGCUGCGCGUGUACCUGCAUGUUUGUUUCCAUUGUCCUUAUAAUCGUCGUGUUGACAGGAUUGUCUGUGAACACUUCAAUCAAAUCUAAAUUGCCUGAGGUGCUUGUCAUGAAUCUCAAGUUCUCGAGAUUGGAUGUCGCCAAAUCAUCAACAGAUCUUCUGAUGAAUGCGAACUUGAACACGGUUCUUCAGCUCUCUAACAAAAACGACAAGACAGUUCUAUAUUACAGCCCCAUGAAAGCUGAUGUCUCUUCUGAGAACAUAAACCUCGGAAAGAAAACGCUUCUUGGAUUCAAGCAGGACCCGGGAAACAUUACCUCUUUAAAGAUCCCCACAAGGCUCAGAAAGUCCAAGGUCUAUGAUGUUGAUGCUACAUUGCUGACAAACAAAGAGAAGAAUCUUGAAGCUGAGGUUGAUGUGUUCUUGAGAGGGAAAUUGAGUUUUGAUUGGUUGGGGUUUAAUGUUCAUAUACCAAUUGUUAUUGCGUGCGAGGAUGUGAAGCAGAGUGAUGUGAUAAAUGGACUCAAGCCUACGUGCGAUGUUCGAAUAUUUACCCAAUGAAAACAAUGAAAGUGAUUAAUACACAAAAGACCCCCUGAUCCUCUGUUUUGUUUUGUUCUGUUUUUUUUUUUUUUUUUUACUUUUUUGUUUUCGCUAAUUUUCUUGUUGUAGAUUGAAAACAUAGAAAAAGAGAAGUGCUUUAACUCUUGUUUCUCUACAAUUACCAUCAAGAAUCCACAAGUUAUAUUACUUUUUUCUUUUCACCUCA
This is a messenger RNA of Capsella rubella, 1384 nucleotides long. RefSeq lists its product as uncharacterized. The coding region runs from base 214 to 1176 and encodes 320 amino acids. The transcript is spliced from 2 exons. Lineage: Eukaryota; Viridiplantae; Streptophyta; Magnoliopsida; Brassicales; Brassicaceae. Gene Ontology annotation, cellular component: plasma membrane. The record is from RefSeq and is a predicted model, not a curated record.